Marchantia polymorpha subsp. ruderalis is the source of this 3864-nucleotide messenger RNA. NCBI's taxonomy places the organism in Eukaryota, Viridiplantae, Streptophyta, Marchantiopsida, Marchantiales, Marchantiaceae. The record is from the annotation of a GenBank genome assembly.
ACUAAGCCCUUGGCCAAUGCGCCGCUAUUUCGUCCGGGACAAGACAAACAUUCCACCGGGAGAUCAUGAUUCAUGACCCCAGACAGGACCAGUCAAUUUACACGCAGGAUUUUGACUUUGGCUGGGUACAGUGGAGCCGAGCAAAUGCAGACGAAUCCUGAACUCACUCUAAAGCUUGUACCUGGAGCAGACACUGCUGCAGAUCAGACCAAUCUGUUGUUAUGGGUUCGAUUCAAAAGUGCAAAGUAGAAAUGGAUCGGUUGUGCUCAAGCUCGCUCGUGCCAGGUGGUAUCCGGUGGAAGUUGAAUUCGAGGAGGUCAGCAGUGUGAGAAAAAGGGAUUUUGGUUCCACUUAUGGCUGAGGGCAGUCAGGCGUUUGUCGCCAUCGGUUAGACUCGUGGAUGAAGCAAGUAAGACUGGACAGUACAUGGUAUGCAGCAGCCGCGAUUACCAAUGUGAAUCCAGAACAGAAUGUUCCCCUUCCAAGACUGGGCUAAAGUGAGAGAAAGUUUGACGGAGUCUGGAGCAAUCUCUUUUGCCAUCACUGCUCUGCUCGGUCGUCCUCACGAGAUCGAUAAUGGCACACUGUACUAGGCUCUGAUCUGUUGCGUUGCAAUCCGAUCAGUGGUGGACCUGACCGCAACUCCCGUUCCAAUCCGGUAUAUCUCGUGCUGGUUCUUUCCAUGAUAUUGUAGCACACUUCUGAAACUAAUAUGCCGCGAUUUCCCGCCCAGAUACAAAUUGGGCCACUGCUCUUCGCAUAUCUCCAAAAGCUCCUCGAUUUCAUUCACACUCGGUGCUCUGCAGCUAUUCGCGGUCUCUGAGCCAUACAAUCAUUUACUCGGAGCAACACUGACCUUGUUCUGAAGGUGAACGAUCGGACAUGGAGUCAACGAGCCGGUCCGAAAGAGGUCGACGUCGGAUUUUACUUCGGUGGGCUAAGCCUGUGCUUCGAGUUUAAUGAUUAUCUGGAGCAUGCAACAACCUCAAAGCUGCCCAUGGGCUCGCAGUAUAUGAUCCAUCUGCUGUAGCAGUUACUGCACGAUUUGCACUAACUUCCACAUUCGUUCCCUUGAUAUCUGAGGGUGGGUGCUGAGCAACGCCAGCCCUGUCUGUUGAGAAGGAAGAUAGACAGGCAGAGAGAUAGAUUGUUGUGCUGGAGAUUUGGCUGCCUGAGGAGGACGGAGAUGAAAUGAGACAAGAUUCUUUUCGCUGCUAAGCCGUGGACGAGUAUGUUAUAGGUGCAACCGAUUCUAUAUUCGGUACGACCCUUCCUUCGUCACUUCUUCACGGUGACCCAUUAUUCCGUUACCGGCUCGGUGGAAGAACGAUAGUAGACUUCCACAUGGAAGGCGUGCAUGGUCGAGCAGUUCUGAAGUAAAGGGCUUCUCAGGCUUCAUCGUUUUCACGAAAAAGCGUGAUAACGUACAAGGUGAGGGGUCCCAGUCUCAUUGCAGUCAUUCGACGAGCGUAAGCCCAAUCGAUUUCUGUAAUGGCUUGGGCAGAGCCAUGGAAAGUGGUACUCGGGUGUGUGGCGUUCACAAUUUGGUGGAUCCUCGCAGUGUUCCCCGCGGUGCCAUGGCUACCCAUCGGGAGGACUGCCGGAUCGCUUCUGGGAGCCGUGCUGAUGGUGGUCUGCCAAAUUGUGUCGCCGGACGAGGCCUUCAAGGCCAUCGAUCUUCCCAUCUUGGCUUUGCUGUUCGGGACCAUGGUGCUCAGCGUGUACCUGGAGAGGGCCAACCUGUUCAAAUACUUGGGCAACGUGCUCGCGUGGAAGAGCCGCGGGGGCAAGGACCUUCUGUGCCGAGUGUGCAUCCUCUCGGGUCUGUGCAGCGCCUUCUUCACCAACGAUACGACCUGCGUCGUGCUGACGGACUUCGUGCUCAAAAUGUGCAAGAAGCAAAAGCUCCCAAUGCUGCCGUUUCUCAUGGCGCUGGCGUCCAGUGCCAACAUCGGCUCCGCGGCCACGGCCAUCGGGAACCCGCAGAACCUCGUGAUUGCGGUUCAGAGCGGAAUCAGCUUCGGAAAAUUCAUGAGGGGAAUCCUCCCCGCGGUCGUGGUCGGGAUUGCGGCCAACAUCGUCCUUCUGCUCCUGUUCUACUGGAAAAGCCUGUCCGCGCCGCAGCCCGACGUCGAAGAGGGCAACGGGCCGGGCGCGGAUCAUUCACUCGGCGAAGACAAGAGCGUCAAGGAGCUCUCGUCUGUCGCUCCUCUGGAGACAUUGUCUGAGAAUCGCCCAGAGCCCUCGGCCCGUGCAUCAUUCGAGGCCGCAGGCGCGGAGGUCCGCGGCCCUCACGUGCUCGGGCACGCCUCUCCGAACGCUGGCCGCGAACUUCAUGAGAGGAGGCACGGCCUGCAAGCGCCGAGUCUGGCAGAAUCUCCUGAGCCUCCACCGGCAGCUCUGGAGAUCGCGACUGGCAUGACUGGAGUGACAGCUCGAGAAGCUGUCAGCCUCCGGAACCCCAAGAGCUUACUGUCUCGCCGUGUGCGCACGCGGUUGUGGACCUCGUCCGUGUAUUUGGUCACGGUGGGAUUCCUCGCUGCGCUUCUGGCCGGAUUGAACCUUUCAUGGUGUGCCGUGACGGCGGCCGUGGUGCUCAUGAUCCUCGACUUCUCCGACGCCGGGCCUAGCUUGGAAAAGGUGUCCUACUCGCUGCUGAUAUUCUUCUCCGGCAUGUUCAUAGCUGUGGAGGGAUUCAAUAACACGGGCGCCCCCGGAGCGCUGUGGGACGCCGUGGAGCCGCACUCGCGCAUCGAGAAUGUGAAGGGGCUGACCAUCCUAGCUCUCGUUGUCAUCCUUCUUUCGAACGUUGCCUCCAACGUACCGACAGUGCUGCUGCUGGGGGCGAGGGUGGCGGCAUCGGCUGCGAGCGCUAAUCCAGCCAACGUCACGAAAGCCUGGCUGAUCUUAGCUUGGGUGAGCACGGUGGCUGGAAACUUGACUCUGCUGGGUUCAGCUGCCAAUCUCAUCGUCAGCGAGCAAGCGCGAACAGCCGACAACGCGUUUAAUUUCUCAUUUUUGAAACAUUUGCCCUUCGGACUACCGUCCACUCUCAUAGUAGUGGCUGUCGGUCUUCCUUUAGUCCGAGGAGGGUAGUGGGUCUACAGGCCACUGAAGAUCGUGAAUCCGUGUUUUCCUGUCUAAUCCGUGUUUAGAAGAUUACGGCAUCCUACCACUUCUUUCUUCGGUUGCGGAGGAUGGACUAAAACGAAGCGACAAUUGUGUCGACUGUGGGGCUGUAUCCGUCGCCGCUGAGCUGCCGGGAAAGUUGACUCUAUGUGCAUUGUGCAUGCAAACGCACCCGCAGGUUUUCUCCGAUGGCGUCCGUAUGUCGACGGUCAGAUCUGCAACGCGAUGAAUGUAGUGAGGACAGAUGCUAUAGAAACUUGUCAUCGGUGGCCCCGGGAUAAGCGUUCUUUACAACCGCAAGUCAACUCUCGGCACCCGCUUUGGCAACAAGUGGGUUACAUGCAAGUGGGCACGUACGGCACUAUUCAGUAACUACCACGUUCUCUACGGGACCCCAUGAAGGGCAGAGGGCGAUUGUUGCUUUCGUCUUUUCAUCCGUCAUUUACCCGGUCUACACUCGUUAUGCGAGAAUGGAUCUUUAGCUCCAGUAGCGGACAGUGGCUAAAUUAGCUUAUGAGAAGCUAGUCAUUUUUGUUUGCGACCUUCUUUCGUAACGGACACAGUAGUGUUAUUAACAUAGCCUAGAGGAUUGCGAGUGUAUUAAAUUGAUGUACAACGUACAAGUAGUUUGGAGCAUUGCCAAAAAUAAAUCAUAUACAUGGUGCUAUCGUAGUACAAAUAUCGUGUAUGUUGAUAGGUGUCUCACUUGGAUCCGACUUGAAAUCGAGACCAUGG